AUGUAUAUUUCUUUCUUUCUCUUUGUCUCUCUGUUGCACCGAUCAUGUCAUCUUCCUUUCUUUCAUCUUACACAUUUUCUUCUUUCCCUUCCAUAUCGCUCAAGCCUGAUUAUUGUUCCGCCAUCACCAUCUCCAUUAAACUUUUGCCCCAUUUGGGCGAUAUUACUUUUUCGUGCCUGGUUGAAUGACGUUGACAUAGUAUUUCUCUCUCUCUCUCUCUCUCUCUUCUCUCUCUCUCUCUUUCGAAAUUUACUGUUACAUAUAGCAAUAUUCUUUUGCGCAAAUCAAACGGACGGGGCGGAUGUUUUAAGUCAGCUCAUCAUUUUCUCUUUUUCCAGCGGUCACACUAUCGAAACGUUCAUGUUUUCCUUUUCGUUUUUCUUUCUUUCUUUCUUUCUUUCUUUCUUUCUUUCUUUCUUUCUUUCUUUUCUGUUCAUUAAUCCAGUCAUGUUUUACCUUUCUUUCUUUCUUUCUUUCUUUCUUUCUUUCUUUCUUUCUUUUCUUUUCUGCUCAUUAAUCCAGUCAUGUUUUCCUUUUCGUUUCUUUUUUCUUUCUUUCUUUCUUUCUUUCUUUCUUUCUUUCUUUUCUGUUCAUUUCUUUCUUUUUUCUUUUCUUUUUUUCUUUCUUUCUUUCUUUCUUUUUUUCUUUUUUUCUUUUCUUUUCAUUAAUCCAGUCAUUUUUUCUUUCUUUCUUUCUUUCUUUUUUUCUUUUCUUUCUUUUCUGUUCAUUAAUCCAUCAUGUUUUCCUUUCCUUUCUUUCUUUCUUUCUUUCUUUCUUUCUUUCUUUCUUUCUUUUCUGUUCAUUAAUCCAGUCAUGUUUUCCUUUCUUUCUUUCUUUCUUUCUUUCUUUCUUUCUUUCUUUCUUUCUUUUCUGUUUUCCUUUCUUUCAUUUUUUCCUUUUCUUUCUUUUUUCUUUCUUUUUUUUUCUUUUCUGUUCAUUAAUCCAGUCAUGUUUCCUUUCUUUCUUUCUUUCUUUCUUUCUUUCUUUCUUUCUUUCUUUUCUUUCAUUUUCUUUCUUUCUUUCUUUCUUUCUUUUCUGUUCAUUAAUCCAGUCAUGUUUUCCUUUCUUUUUUCUUUUUCUUUCUUUUCUUUCUUUCUUUCUUUCUUUCUUUCUUUUCUGUUCUUUUUUCCUUUUCGUUUUUUUCUUUUUCUUUCUUUCUUUCUUUCUUUCUUUCUUUCUUUCUUUCUUUCUUUCUUUCACAUUUCAUUUUUUUUCUUUCUUUUUCUUCCUUUCUUUUUCUAUCGAUCUCUCUUCCUUAUGUAUUUCCUUUGA
Messenger RNA from Acanthosepion pharaonis, 1272 nucleotides. Lineage: Eukaryota; Metazoa; Mollusca; Cephalopoda; Sepiida; Sepiidae. The record is from the annotation of a GenBank genome assembly.